CUUGGUUUGUUGAAAUAGCACAAGGAUCGUUUUGUAAAAUUUUGGGGGAAAUGAAAUUUCAGAGUUCUUCUUGAAAUUUUCACUCUUUUUCCAAUUCCCGCGAUUCUCUUCCCUCCUUUUAAUUUACCCACAUUUGUCCUUAGUACUAUAAGAUUUGUCCCUUUUUGACAGUCAAAACUUUGGAAGCUCACUUUUCAUCCAUCUGAUUUAGGUAAAAUGUGAGUUUCUAUGUUUUAUAUAUGUCAAGUUAAGUUUUGCUUUCUGGGUCGAGCUCGUUGCACAUGGCUUGUCUAGUGGGGUUAUCUCUCCCGUGUGGUUUGCGAGUUAUUGCACAGGAGCGGGGUUUACCUGUGCGCACCCAAAAGGUAGCGGCUGCGGGUUUCCUGGUCAUCAAGAUCCAGUAAGCUUCUUCUCUUUCUGGGUUGUGUUGUCAACGAUUUAUUGCUUGGCUGCUCCAAAGCUUAUAGGUUUUAACUGAAGGAAUGCGGAUUUGAGCAUGACAAAUAUACGUUGGAGACUUGUGUAUGCAUGUAUAGUGCAUUAAUAUAUUAAUUGGGAUUAGUGAUGGAGUGCAACAAGGAUGAAGCCCUAAGGGCUAAAGAGCUGGCUGAGAUGAAAAUGCAGAGUAAUGACUUUGGAGGGGCUCAAAAGGUUGCACUGAAAGCUGAACGGCUUUACCCUCAGCUAGAGAAUAUAUCGCAGCUACUUGCUGUUUGUAAUGUCCACUGUUCAGCUCAGAGAAGUACAGUGGGAUCAGAAAAGGACUGGUAUGGGAUCCUCCAAAUUGAUAUGAUGGCUGACGAAGUGACUGUCAAGAAACAAUACCGGAGACUUGCGCUUGUACUUCAUCCUGACAAAAACAAGUUUCCAGGUGCAGAAGCAGCUUUCAAGCUAAUUGGGGAAGCAAAUAUGGUGCUUUCUGAUCCGACGAAAAGGGCUUUGUAUGAUAGUAAGUAUAGGGUUUUAUCUAAAGGUUCAGCAGUAAAGCAACCAUCUUAUCAGGUUAAUCGAAAUCCUCCGGCUAGACAAAAUAAUAUUCCAAAUGGUUAUCCGAAUAAUAUUCAGCAAACACGACCAACUUCAUCAGCAGUUCCGGAAACAUUCUGGACGGGAUGUCCUUUUUGCAGUAUUAGGUACCAGUACUACAGGAGUUUUGUGAACAGAGCUUUGCGCUGCCAGAAAUGCUCAAAGCCUUUUAUUGCAUAUGAUUUAGGUUCUCAAGGUGCACCUCAAUGGAGUCGUCCUGGCGGUCAGGAUGUGCCUCUUCGGCCAAACAUGAGCCAGCCUUAUCAGCAGAAAGAGGUUCCCACCUCAGCUGGGGCCCAAAUGGGAUCACAACGGGGUCCUAGCGGUAGAACACAACCAGAGGUACCAAGAGAAAAGACUGCUCAGGUAUUUGAGGAUUUAAAGGCGAGAGGGAAGGCAGAAAAGGGAAUGAGUGGUACAAAUGCAGGGGGCGCUGCUAAAAAGAACAGGAAAAGGAGUAAGAAGCAAACAGUUGAAUCAAGUGAGAGCAUUGAUACUUCCAGCAGCACUGAGCCUGAAACUGUGGACAUUGAGUCUGGAGAAGGUUUUGGAUUUGAUAGUUCCCGUCCUAGGAGAUCCUCUCGCCUACGCCGCCAGGAUGUCUCCUAUAAUGAAGGUGCAAGUGAUGACGAGAAUGAUUCUGCCAACCCUCUGAAGAAGGCACGGGCUGGAGAUGAUACUUCAAAGCACAAAAACAGUGAUGGCUUAAAGGAUGUCAAACCAACUGCUAAUUCCAAGGCAAAUGCUACUCAAAAUGGAACAGCCCCUCCUAAAGCAAAAUUGCAAGAUGAAAAUUCCAAAUUUGAUAAGCAGGCUGCUGGACUGGCAGAAGAAGUUGAAGUCGUUGAUUCCUCUGAUUCAGAAUCUGAUAGCGAUGAUUCUCCAGAGUUAUAUAACUGUCCUGAUUCAGAGUUUAGUGAUUUUGAUAAGCAAAGGGAAGAGAGUUGCUUUGCUGUUGACCAAAUCUGGGCUUGUUAUGAUACAGCUGAUGGCAUGCCAAGAUUCUAUUGUCAGAUUAGGAAAGUUUUGUCUCCUGGAUUUGAGCUACGGUUCACUUGGCUCGAGGCUAAUCCAGAUGAUGAAGAAGACAUGGACUGGGUAGAGGCAGAGUUGCCUGCUGGUUGUGGGAAAUUUAAACGUGGGAGUUCUCAAAAGACUAAUGAUCGUCUUACAUUCUCUCAUCAAGUGCAGUGCGAAAAGGGUAAGAGAGGUGCAUUCAUUUUAUAUCCUAGGAAAGGGGAGACAUGGGCUCUUUUUAAGGAUUGGCAUAUCGGUUGGAGCUCCAACCCAGAAAAACAUAGCGAGUACAAGUAUGAAAUUGUGGAGGUUCUUUCUGAUUUCGUUAAGGAUGUUGGUAUAAAAGUGAACUAUCUGGAUAAAGUGAGUGGAUUUGUUAGCGUUUUCCGGCCCACCAGCCAGACUAUGGUUGGCUCAUUUUUUGUAAAGCCAAAUGAACUUUACAAGUUCUCUCAUCGAAUCCCAUCAUUCAGAAUGACUGGAACUGAAAAAGAGGGUGUACCUGUGGGAUCGUUUGAACUUGAUCCUGCUUCUUUACCACUUAAUCCAGGUGACAUUUGGUACCCUGGGAAACUGGAGAAUGUGACAACACCUAACAAAGGAAUGGAUGCUACUGAUGGAGGAGAGUCAUCUAAGGUUCGAAGAUCUCCCAGGGGUGUGAAUAUCUCCAUGACUAGAAAAUUGUCGACAUGACAGAUUCUUUUCUUCUGCUUUUCUUGCACAGUGAAGCUUUCAUUCGGCUAGACUCAUGGAUUUUGUCAUAACUUACCAGUAGGAUUAAGACAAUAGUGGUCGCGGGCCUGAACGCUUUUUUGACUGCAGUAUGUGUUCUCACAACUCUUAUUGCUAGUGUAUGUCCUUUGUGUAAUUUUUGCUGAAUCAAAAGUAUCUUCAGAUCAUUUCCUGAGGGAUGGAUUAAGGAUAUUUAAUUUGAACCA
Molecule: messenger RNA, 2981 nt
Organism: Lycium barbarum (goji berry)
Lineage: Eukaryota; Viridiplantae; Streptophyta; Magnoliopsida; Solanales; Solanaceae
Exons: 4
Coding region: 565-2736 (723 amino acids)
Source: RefSeq, a predicted model, not a curated record